UUCCAAAACUUGUGUGGACACUUGUGAUAUAUUCACAUCUCUCAUUCCGUGUGCUGACUGCAGAACUGAGAUUCUUUGAGAUUUUUCUACAGAAGAGAAACCAGCGGUCAGCAGCUUCCUCUCAAUUCCUGCAACAAAUCCAUGGCGCUCUCUGCAGCAUUCUACGCACCUUCACAGGCGUCCCGUGCUCUUUUGUUCCGAACCCGAAAACCGAAUUUCUCACAGACUGCUUGCUUCCAGAAAACCCUAACAGUUAGGGCUUCAACCACCCUGGAAAACUACUCCAAGCUCCCUGUGGGUGAGAAAUCUAUAGCCCCAUCAAAGAGCAAUAGUUGGCAAUGGAAAUUCAAGGAAAAUUCUAUCAACAUCUACUAUGAGGAGCAUGAAAAGGAAAGGGAGGGUACUUCUAAAAACAUUCUUUUGAUACCAACCAUUUCCGAUGUAAGCACUGUUGAAGAAUGGAGAUCCGUAGCAAGUAAUCUUGUUCAGCAAGACGGUAAUGUUAAUUGGCGAGCAACCAUUGUUGAUUGGCCUGGUCUGGGGUACUCUGAUAGACCAAAGAUGGACUACACCACUGAUGUCAUGGAGAAAUUUCUGGUUGACUUCAUCAAUGCACCUGAUGGUCCGAUAAGUGGCUCAGAAAAUGACUUUGUGGUAUUUGGAGGAGGGCAUGCAGCUACUUUAACUAUUCGUGCUGCAAAACGUGGUGCUGUGAAACCUAAAGCCAUUGCCGCCAUUGCACCCACGUGGGCUGGUCCCCUUCCUAUUGUGUUUGGUAGAGAUUCUAGCAUGGAAACUAGGUAUGGACUGCUUCGAGGCACCUUACGAGCCCCUGCUGUGGGCUGGAUGAUGUAUAAUAUGCUUGUCAGCAAUGAGAAGUCAAUUGAAUCUCAGUACCGAUCACAUGUCUAUUCAAAUCCUGACAAUGUGACUCCUGGAAUUGUCGAAAGUAGAUAUGCGCUGACAAAGCGGAAGGGAGCUCGCUACGCGCCCGCUGCUUUCUUGACUGGCCUCCUUGAUCCUGUGCAAACCCGAGAGGAAUUUCUUGAACUCUUUGCAGAUAUGGGCAGGAGGAAGAUACCAGUUAUUGUCCUCUCAACCGAAGGAUCUCCAAAGAGGUCAAAAGCAGAAAUGGAAGCUCUCCGGGAAGCUGAGGGAGUAAGUAAGUUUGUCGAGGUGCCAGGUGCUCUUCUUCCGCAAGAGGAGUAUCCUGCUAUGGUUGCAGAGGAGCUUUACCAAUUCCUGCAAGAAAGUUUUGAAGUCAACAAUUAGUUUGUUUUUGGUUUCCUUACUUUACAAACUUGCUCAAACUUACAUGUACUUUUCUCGUCACCAAAAUUAUACACACUUUAUCCACUCUAAAAUACUUCAGAUUCUACUUUUA
This is a messenger RNA of Malus domestica (apple), 1384 nucleotides long. RefSeq lists its product as uncharacterized. NCBI's taxonomy places the organism in Eukaryota, Viridiplantae, Streptophyta, Magnoliopsida, Rosales, Rosaceae. The record is from RefSeq and is a predicted model, not a curated record. Gene Ontology annotation, cellular component: chloroplast.